AUUCUUUUAAAGGGUCUAAGAAGUCCUCAGGAGAGUGUUCAUGACCUCAGUCCUAUUGAAAGCUUUCGGAUUCCUAGUAAGGAGGACCUCAGAGAAGUAUGUGAAGAACCAACUGAUCCUCAAGCUCAGCAAGAAAUAAUUAACAGCAUUGAGGAAGUUUAUUUUUCUAAUGAUUCCUUUGAUAUUGUAAAGUAUGAGUUAGAGAGGCUUCCUCCAGUACUUAGUCUUCAAGAACUGGAAGAGUACAGAGACAAAUUAAAACAACAGCAGGCUGCUGUAUCUAAGAAAGUUGCAGACUUGAUUCUUGAAAAACAGCCUGCAUAUGUUCAGGAACUUGAACGUGUUACAUCAUUGCAGACUGGCCUUCAGUUAGCAGCUGUUAUUUGCACAAAUGGAAGAAGACACCUGAAUAUAGCAAAGGAAGGCUUCACACAAACUAGUUUGGGGCUUCUUGCAAAUCAAAGGAAACGACAGUUGCUUAUUGGACUGCUAAAGUCUCUGAGAACAAUAAAAACACUGCAAAGAACUGAUGUGCGUUUGAGUGAGAUGUUGGAGGAAGAGGACUAUCCAGGAGCUAUUCAGCUGUGCUUAGAGUGCCAGAAGGCUGCCAGCACUUUCAAACACUACAGUUGUAUAAGUGAGUUGAAUUCAAAACUGCAAGACACCUUGGAACAAAUAGAGGUAAGAAUUAAUAUACUGAUGUUUAGUAUAAGUAAUUUUGAGCUGGAACUUGGCAAGCUUUUUGUAAGAAGUCUGACAGCAAUGGACCAGUUACACAUGCACUUCACUCAAGCCAUUCACAACACUGUGUUUCAAGUAGUCCUUGGAUAUGUGGAGCUGUGUGCAGGAAACACAGACACCAAGUUUCAGAAGUUACAGUACAAAGACCUCUGUACGCAUAUUACAUCAGACAGCUACAUUCCAUGCCUUGCUGAUCUCUGCAAAGCCCUCUGGGAAGUCAUGCUCAGUUACUACCGAACCAUGCAGUGGCAUGAGAAUCAUGACCAAGAUGAAUCAACUGCUGUGUCUUCCGUUUCAGAUGGCAGCAAUGUGAUUGGAACUGAAGAGAGCAGUUUUGACCGCAGUUAUGUAAAAAAGAAAUUGGAACAUGGGCUUUCACGAAUAUGGCAGGAUGUUCAACUGAAGGUGAAAACCUAUCUUCUGGGAACAGAUCUGUCUAACUUCAAAUAUGACGACUUCAUAUUUGUACUUGAUGUUAUCAGCAGGCUGAUGCAAGUUGGGGAAGAAUUUUGUGGCAGUAAGUCUGAAGUUUUGCAAGAAUCUAUCAGAAAACAAAGCGUUAACUAUUUCAAAACAUACCACAGAACCCGUCUUGAAGAAUUAAGAAUGUUUUUGGAGAAUGAGACCUGGGAACUCUGUCCUGUGAAAUCAAGCUUUAGUAUUCUGCAACUUCAUGAAUUUAAGUUCAUGGAGCAGUCACGUUCCCCAUCUGUGUCACCUAGUAAGCAGCCUGCUUCAGCAAUUUCAACAACAGAAACAUUAUUUGAGCAGUACUGUAAUGGAGGAAACCCAUUUGAAAUUCAGGCUGACAGCAAAGAUGAUGAGACAGAAGAUGUGUUAGCUUCUAAUGGGUACGAAUCAGAUGAACAAGAAAAAAGUGCAUAUCAAGAGUACGAUAGUGACAGUGAUGUUCCUGAAGAGUUGAAAAGAGAUUAUGUGGAUGAGCAGACAGGAGAUGCCCCUGUGAAAAGUGUUUCUCGAGAAACUCUGAAGAGCAGAAAGAAAUCAGAUUAUAACCUCAAUAAAGUGAAUGCACCUAUCCUAACAAACACUACGCUGAAUGUAAUAAGGCUUGUUGGGAAAUACAUGCAGAUGAUGAAUAUUCUGAAACCAAUUGCAUUUGAUGUGAUCCACUUCAUGUCCCAGCUCUUCGAUUACUAUCUGUAUGCAGUCUAUACAUUUUUUGGCCGAAAUGACACGUUUGAAUCAACAGGGCUAGGCCUCAGUAGCAGCAGAUUACGCACCACACUGAACAGAAUCCAGGAGAGUCUGAUUGAUUUGGAGGUCUCUGCUGAUCCCCCAGGAACUCUCACAGCUGCUGAAGAGAGAAAGGAGAAGGUGCCAAGCCCACAUCUCAGUCAUCUCGUAGUUUUGACAUCUGGCAAUUCGCUGUAUGGUUUGGCAGAGAGAGUGGUGGCCACAGAAUCCUUGGUAUUUCUGGCUGAGCAGUUUGAGUUUCUUCAGCCUCAUCUUGAUGCGGUGAUGCCAGCUGCCAAGAAGCCUUUUCUUCAGCAGUUCUAUUCUCAGACAGUGUCAACUGCCAGUGAACUACGUAAACCAGUAUAUUGGAUUGUUGCUGCUAAAGCCAUUGAUUAUGAACAAAUGCUGCUUCUCAUGGCUAAUGUGAAAUGGGAUGUGAAGGAAAUAAUGUCACAACACAAUAUAUAUGUAGAUGCUCUUUUAAAGGAAUUUGAAGAAUUUAACAGAAGAUUGAACGAGGUGUCUAAAAGAGUCCGUAUUCCACUGCCAGUCUCCAACAUCCUUUGGGAGCACUGCAUACGCCUGGCCAAUAGAACACUCGUGGAAGGUUAUGCCAAUGUAAAGAAGUGCAGUAAUGAAGGACGUGCCUUGAUGCAACUGGACUUUCAACAAUUCUUAAUGAAACUGGAAAAGUUAACAGACAUUAGGCCUAUUCCAGAUAAAGAAUUUGUGGAGACCUACAUUAAAGCAUACUACCUAACAGAAAAUGACAUGGAACGCUGGAUAAAAGAACAUAGGGAAUAUUCCACUAAGCAGUUGGCCAACCUGGUGAAUGUUUGUCUGGGGUCCCACAUCAACAAAAAGGCAAGACAGAAGCUGCUAGCUGCUAUUGACGACAUAGACAGGCCUAAAAGAUAACUGGAGAAAGCUACUUUCCUUGUGACUUGCACCUUUUUCUGUUCAUGUGAAGCACGCAGACAAAUCUCUCGUGAACUAAUGACAACAUUCUCUUAAAAAAACAUUGUGCAUGACUUUUCUUACCAGCAUUGGAGACACUCUGAAGUGGCGUAAUGUUCUAAAAUAUGACUUUUCCAAUCUGUAGAAUUCUUUUCUGUUGUAUUUCUUCCUUUUUUUGUUUUGUUUUUGUUACUUGCCCUUAGUUAAGGGCCCCUGUUUGUGUAUCAUUGGUGAGCUGUAUAUUUUGCAAAACUGUAUACUGUAAGUAAAAUCAAAAUCAGAGAAAAACACAUUGGCUUAAUAUAUAGUUGAUACUCUUUUUUAACAAAAGGGUGGGCUACUUGAAAAUAUGAUUCCUUUCCUCCCUGCUUUCACCCUCAGAACAUGUGCUUUAUUAUGGACCAGUGUAAAAUGAAAGGAAAUGUACAAUAUUUGGUUGAUGUAACUUGCAUGUGGAUUAAGAGUGCAGAUCAGCUAAAUACUCUCACGUUAAAGCCUCCUAUCUUCAUAUGUAUUUAAACGUAUCUGUUUAUUUCAGAAUUAAUUUAGUCAUAUCAAAAUGAUUGA
Opisthocomus hoazin is the source of this 3465-nucleotide messenger RNA. Lineage: Eukaryota; Metazoa; Chordata; Aves; Opisthocomiformes; Opisthocomidae. The record is from RefSeq and is a predicted model, not a curated record.